GGACGACGAUACGCCAAAGAAAACACCGUAAAGGUUACAAAUGUUGACUUAAAAAAGGUAUUUAUGAUUGAUUUUAUCGAAGAAGCUGAAAGAUGUAUAGGAGAGGGCACAGUGUAUGCAUGUGUUCCCAGACCACCUAGUAAUAUAGAGAUAACAUUAAAUUCCGUAGAAAAUGCUAUAAAAUUAUGUGAUGAAGGUUUGAACAUUCACGAUGAACACUUUUCAGUUGAAUUAUGCUUUUCUAAAAAUACUGUCGUGUCAAUAUUUAAUCUCCCGAGUCAUAUUGAUGAUGAAGUUAUAACAAAUAAACUAGAGCAAUAUAAGAUUGAAAUUGUAGAAAAUGUAGUGCGCCAUUAUUACAAGCAAAGACCAGAUAGUGCCGACGGAACACGCCAUGUCAAAUGCAAAUUCCCCCCGAAUUUUCACUCGCUUCCAUGGGCCAUGCAGUUUGAUACCCCCGAUGGCCCCCAAACCUUUAAAGUUGUACAUAAUAAUCAAAGUAAGGUGUGCUUCGAAUGUUUAUCUCCCGAACACGAAAAAAAAGAAUGCCCCAAAAUACAAUGCCGUAAAUGCAAGAUUUUCGGACACAUGGCUUUCAACUGUAAAAAUGAGAAAUGUGACAAAUGUGACAGGUAUUUAACUCAAUGCACGUGU
Lottia gigantea (owl limpet) is the source of this 654-nucleotide messenger RNA. RefSeq lists its product as hypothetical. The transcript has a single exon. The record is from RefSeq and is a predicted model, not a curated record. The annotation marks the transcript as partial. Gene Ontology annotation, molecular function: nucleic acid binding; zinc ion binding. Lineage: Eukaryota; Metazoa; Mollusca; Gastropoda; Lottiidae.